Phasianus colchicus (ring-necked pheasant) is the source of this 2449-nucleotide messenger RNA. RefSeq names its product peroxisomal biogenesis factor 16 (gene PEX16). NCBI's taxonomy places the organism in Eukaryota, Metazoa, Chordata, Aves, Galliformes, Phasianidae. The record is from RefSeq and is a predicted model, not a curated record. Gene Ontology annotation, biological process: peroxisome organization. Gene Ontology annotation, cellular component: peroxisomal membrane.
CAUGGCGGCGGCGGCGGCGGCCCCGUCCCGCGGCGCGGUGCAGCGGCUGCGGCAGCUGUGCCAGCGCUACCAGGAGUACGUGCGGCGGCACCCGGCCGCCACCGCGCAGCUGGAGGGCACCGUGCGCGGCCUCUCCUACCUGCUGCCAGGUCGCUUCGCGGACGCCCACGAGCUGUCGGAGCUCGUGUACUCCGCCUCCAACCUGCUGGUGCUGCUCAACGACUGGAUCCUGCGCAAGGAGCUGCCCCGAGGCCUGCCGGGGUCACUGCCCCAGCAGAAGCUGCUGACCUGGCUGAGCGUGCUAGAAUGUGUGGAGGUCUUUGCAGAGAUGGGGACAGCCAGGGUGUGGGGGGAGAUGGGCCGAUGGACCAUCAUUGUCCUCAUCCAGCUGGCUAAGGCCAUCCUCCGCCUCCUGCUGCUGCUGUGGUAUAAAGCUGGCAUCCAGACAUCUCCUCCCAUAGUGCCACUGAACAGGGAGCAGCAGCAGUCUCUCCACUCCGAAGAUGUGGAAGGCAGCUCCUCAGGGAAAGAUCAGACCUAUGUUGGUAGGCGUUCCAGCCGCGUUGUGAGAUCUCUCCAAAAUACUCCUUCCCUGCAGUCCAGGCACUGGGGAUCCCCCCAGCAGAGGGAGGAGACACAGAGCCGAAGAGCAGAGGAGAUGAACCAGCCUCCCACUCCUCUGGGUCUCCAAGAAACCAUCGCAGAAUCGAUCUACCUUACUCGUCCUCUGCUCCACUUACUGAGUUUGGGAGUGUGGGGACAGAGAUCAUGGAAACCCUGGCUCCUCUCAGCAGUCCUGGAUAUCUCGAGUUUGAGUUUGCUGAGUGAUCUGAAAGACCUGAACAGGAGAGAGCGAGCAGAGCUGAGGAGACGAACUAUCCUACUGCUGUACUACCUGUUGAGAUCUCCUUUCUAUGACCGAUACUCAGAGGCAAGGAUCCUCUUCCUCCUGCGUUUGUUGGCUGAUUAUGUGCCUGGACUUGGCUUUGUCACACGGCCACUGAUGGAUUACUUGCCUGCCUGGCAGAAAAUCUAUUUCUAUAACUGGGGCUGAUGAGAAGAUGAUGAUUUUUAUUUGCUAAGAUCAGGGAUGGUUGUUUCUAAGGAUGGCUGGGGGAAAGAAGGCAUGUUGAUUAUAUCUAAUUUUCAGUUAAACCAUCAAUGAGAAGUUCCUGUUCUGCAGGGUGGGGAGGGGGGUGUAAAUAAUUUUUUAACAGAUCUGGCUGUGAAUGAUGGACACUAUGUGUGUGGAGAGACCUUGGACACCUCUUUCUAUGAACUGCUGUGGCUGCAGUGAUGGUGACGGGACAACCUUUUUUAAGCACUUGAUUUUUCUCCUUUUGUAUGGCUGCGCUAUACUAAAGCCAGGCAGUAUAGAGAUUUUUGGAGAGCAUAGUCUCCCACCUCGCUAAGACUGACCUGCAGCCUGCUUGUGUUGGCCAUGCCUGGCCGAUCUGCUUGGAGCGGGCUUGUCUGUCAAAUAAACUGAAUGGAAAGAACUGAGCUGAAGGAGCUCUUUUCCCUUGCUUACAAGGGAUCCCCUUGAGUCUUUGAUUUGGGUUGCCAACAGGUCUGUCUCUAUCAGGAAAGAGCAGUUUUUGCAGUUGUCUAGCCUGGGAUAUACUGGUCCCAUUUCUGUAUUGUUCUUUAGAAGCCUUUUGCUCUGACCUACGUAGGGGCAGAGCCCUGCAUGUUGCUUAGCUGAUGGCUGUGUCUGUAACUCCAGGUGCCUGCCUGGUUCAGCCCCAAGUUUCCUGGGGUUCAUCUUGAGGCUGGGAGAGCUGCAGUUCGUAGGCUGCUUUGCUAGUACCCUAUGCAUACUAAACAGGAUUGCAGAAUGGCUGCCAUCCAGUGCUUAGGGGCUUGGCCAAAGGCAGAGAAGAGAACUGAAGGAUUAAUUUGAGCAAAUACUGCUGUGCAGCAUUUAAUAAAGGGUCAGGCUGAGGUUUGGACAGCUAUGACCAUAUUCAUUAUCACCUCUGCUAAUUUAAGACAUCAGUUUAGCUGGUCAGCUGCUGUGCAGUCUCCCUCAUCCAGAACAGGGCGUAGACAGCCCCUGGCACCGAGAGCAGCAGCCCACCUGUUGCCAGCCCUGUGCACGCAACUCUGGGAGCCAGAAACCUGCUAGUGGUGCCACCUGGUUCUGACCAAUGGUGAGUUGGCCACAUGGGUGACAGCAGUCCUACCUAAACCAUCCUCAGUGGCCUCCCAGGAUACAGGAAUCACAGCUGUCUUACCUUAGGAGCCAAACUGGGGUAGGGGAAGGUACAUCCCCUUAUUAGGCCACAGCAGUAAAGGGACCCAGGGCUUGGCACUGCAUGGCAUCUGUGUUACCACCACAUGGCAAAAUGAAAGGCAUGAGCUGAGUGAACUGUGCUCCAUUCAUUUGGGAAUUUGAAAAGGAAGGAGUGGAAGAAGAUAAAGCCCAGAAAGAAGAGAGCCAAAAAAG